AUGUUGUUUACAAUUUAUAGAGAUCAUCCUAAAAAGACAUUGUUAUUCAUAAUUAUAUUUAUAAGUGGAAUUGCAUAUAAAUUUAGAGCACAUUUAUUCAGUGCUUUCUUAAAAAAAAUGCAAAGUAAAUUAACAAAGGAAAUGUAAUUAUAAAUGGAAAAAGGAUAAAAAAUUAAUGCUAAAUAAGAUUAAAUACAAUAAAUUGUAGAUUAAUACUAUGAGAAUAAGGGUUUCAUGGAUACUAUCUCAGAAAUAUUAAAAUUAGAUUAAAUCACUACAAUUGGAAACUAAUUAAAAUAAAAUAAACAAUUAACUUAGUAAUAAAAAGUUGAAAUAUAUUAAGAUAUAACAUAAUAAUUCUUAAUUUUUGAAGUAUCUACUAUACUCUUUUUUAAAAAAUUUGAAUGUCUUCUCUUAUUAUCUCAAAUAAUCAUAUUGACAAUAACAAUUGUUGAUGAAUAAAAAUUUAUUGAAAAUUUACUUAUUGAAAUCUAAUAAAUCAUAUUAAAUUAAUAAUACCUUUAAGUAUCUACUAUUAUUUAAACAUAAUUCAAUUAGUAAGCUUAAAUGUACAGUUAUGAUAAAUAAACUAAUUUAAAAGAAUUAAUAACUAAUUUAAUAUAAUUAUUAUAAAGAUAAUAUAUGGACCAUAAAUUUUAACAACAACUUGAAAAUAGAUGUAGGGAUGAGUUAAAAAUAAAAAUUAAUUAAUUAUAAUAAUAAUAUUAAGGAUAACAUUUGAAGAUUAUUUAAGAAUAGUCAAAGUAAUUAGUAGAACAUCUUAUAAAAUUAAAUAAAUCUUUGGGAUUGAUGACAUUUUCUGAUUUUACCAUAUCUUAUAAUUUUUAGAAACUUAACAAUAGAAUUUAAUUAAUUCCUCAAAUUAAUGAAAUUAACAAUUAAAUUCUUAUUAAAUAAUUAAUAAAACAUCAUUAAGUAAUCAAAGAAGAAUUCUAUGCUAAAGAGAGCAUUCAAACCAAUAUUAAUUAUUAUUAGAAAAUAUUAAAAUAAAGUCUAAAAAUAAAAGAUGAAUAAUCAUCUAAUAUCUAACCAAAUAAUGAUAUGAUAUUAAUACAGAAAGUAUUACAUGAAUUUAAGAUAUCUGAAAUUUUGAAAUAAUCAUAAAAUUAAAUAAUUAAAAAAUUAGUAUUUGGAAAUGAAUUAGAUGAAUCUGUAAGUUCACAAUAACAAUCUUUAGGUAAAUUAGUAUGA
Molecule: messenger RNA, 1212 nt
Organism: Paramecium primaurelia
Lineage: Eukaryota; Ciliophora; Oligohymenophorea; Peniculida; Parameciidae
Source: the annotation of a GenBank genome assembly